CACUUUCCUUGACAGAAUGUUAGUUUUAGGUUCGGCUUUCAGUGGUUUAUGAAUUACAGUUGUGUUGAAUGUUUCUUCGCAACAAUACUUUUGAUUUAAGAAGGUCUUCAAGAAUGUUCUCCAUGAAGUAGACGUGAAUACAACGCCGGUCAACGUACGUAAUCAGCGCAAUCGUAUCAAUCAUUUUGUCGAUUAUCGGUCGACCAGAACGUGUGGUUGUGGGUUCACUGUUCGCUAGUUCCCGGGCUCGAUUGCUCAUGUUGUGUAAGCAGAUUGUCAGUCGGAAUAAAACGUUGCUUUGGUGAGAAGCAACGAGUAAUUUGCUUCUUGUUGUUUUGCUCGCAGUAAAGCUCAUAGAGCGUGCCAUUUGCAUCAUGUCCGGGGAUUGUGCAGUGUCGUCACGAAAAGUUUUAUCGAUUCAAAGUCAUGUUGUGCACGGGUACGUGGGGAAUAAGAGUGCGACCUUCCCGCUACAGGUUCUCGGAUUUGAAGCGGAUGCCGUUAACUCCGUUCAGUUCUCUAAUCACACUGGCUACAAAUGCGUAAAAGGACAAGUCCUUCAGGAAAAGGAGUUAUCUGAUCUUAUAGAAGGUCUAAAAGCAAAUGACAUUCUUCAGCAUUAUACCCAUCUUUUAACCGGCUACAUUGGAAGCGCCACUUUUCUGACCGAAAUCGUAAAGACAGUCGAAAAAUUACGACAAGCAAAUUCGCAACUAGUUUAUGUGUGCGAUCCGGUGCUGGGUGAUGGCGGAAAAUUGUACGUUCCUGAGAAUCUUGUGCCUAUCUAUCGCGAGCAAAUCAUUCCUCUUGCGAACGUUGUUACUCCUAAUCAGUUUGAAGUUGAACUUCUAACACAAACAAAAAUAACUAAUGAACAAGAUGUUUGGUCUGCGAUGGAAUGGUUCCAUAGUCGGAAUGUGAAUAUUGUAGUUGUAUCGAGCACUGACUUUGGUUCAUCUGAUAUUUUACGAGCGUAUCUUAGCGUCAAGGAAGGUGGCAAAUAUGCUAUGGACAUUCCACGACAAGGGGAUGGGACUGACUUUACUGGAACUGGCGACCUUUUCGCUUCUCUUUUAUUAGCUCAUAUCUCACUGCAAAAAGACCCAGUGAAGGCUUUUGAGUACACUGUAUCAACCUUACAACAUACCAUAAAAGCAACUUUAGAUGCACUGCCCAAAGAUGUAAAAGACGGAAAACGGAAAAUGAAUGUUUUCGAAAAGGAAUUGAAACUAGUACAAUGCAAACGUUUUAUUGAGAACCCCACGACAACGAUUAAAGCACAUUGCAUAUCGAAAUAAAGUUAUAUCUGAGGAAUGUAUAAUGUAUACUGGAUCAUAUCUUUUCGAUUUCACUGUGACAAUAAUGAAUGGAUGACUUGCCUAGCUUGUCUUUAGUACUUAAGCUGUUUUGCUCACAUAUAUAUUGUGCAAUAUUGCAAUUUUGUUGUGCUUUUGUAGAAGAAUGAACUGCAACAGAAAAUUAAAUUUAUAUUAUCAGAGUAAUCUCUCGUGUUAGAACCAGACAAACAAAUGAUCUUCCAUUUACAAAAACCACGAUAGUGGUUUAAAACUUCUUGUCGAUGUUUUAGAUAAAUGUUACCUUAAAGAAUAAAUAUAGAAUUAUAUGUGUCGUUUAAA
Messenger RNA from Hermetia illucens (black soldier fly), 1637 nucleotides. RefSeq names its product pyridoxal kinase. Gene Ontology annotation, biological process: pyridoxal 5'-phosphate salvage. The transcript is spliced from 4 exons. The record is from RefSeq and is a predicted model, not a curated record. Gene Ontology annotation, cellular component: cytosol. Gene Ontology annotation, molecular function: pyridoxal kinase activity. The coding region runs from base 375 to 1298 and encodes 307 amino acids. Lineage: Eukaryota; Metazoa; Arthropoda; Insecta; Diptera; Stratiomyidae.